GAGAGAGAGAGAGUUUUGAUUUUGGCGCCAUUGUUGGAGUUAGGGUAUGACGCAGAGAGAUAUCAUGCUGAAGUGUGAUGCCUAUGAUCGUUAGCCUUGAAGAAAAAGCAGAGAGAGAGAGUGAGAGACAGAGGGAGUGAGCAUUUGUCUCAUUUCCGCUUUUUGUUACACAUAGUAGACUUUGCGUCUAAGCGAAAUUCAACCGAGUUUAAAGCCACUCAUGCCGAGAGAGAGAGAGAGAGAGAGAGAGAGAGAGAGAGAGAGAUGGGUUUCUGUGUUCCUCAUCACUUAUUGGUUUUCAUGGCUCUGUUCCCUGUUUAUACUGCCUUAAUCAUGGAACCAACUGAUUAUUUCUCAGCCCUCGGUGAUCCUGGAAUGAGAAGCAAGAACAUCAGAGUAGCAUUGGAGUCGUGGAAUUUCUGCAAUGAAGUGGGGCAAGAGAAUCCCAAAAUGGGUAGCCCAAGAUUAGCAGAUUGUGCUGAUUUAGACUGCUCAUCAUCCAAUUCUGGUGAAUGCAAUGUAAUUCAAAUGGUGACUGAUGAAGACAACAAACUUCGGGCUGGUGAUGUGUUUCCAAACCCUUCCUUUACACCUUACAAUGACACUGAUUUGUAUGCUGUAGAGAAAGAAUUAUAUCUUGGUUCCCUUUGUGAAGCAAAUGAUUGGGGAUGCCCAUGGCAAUUUUGGAUGAUCAUGCUAAAAAAUGGGAACUUUGAUACUAAAAGUGCACUUUGUCCAGAAAAUGGGAAAAAGGUUAGCCCAAUAAUCACAGAUAGAAAUUUCCCAUGCUUUGGUGAAGGUUGUAUGGAUCACCCAUUCAUAUAUCAUAAUUGGUCAACGGUUGAUACUCUACCUGGGUCUCUAUUGGAACAUUUAGUGGGAGGUUUCUAUGGAACUUACGAUGUAGAAUCUGAUCCAAGAGAUGGGUUUGGGAACAACUCAUAUUUUUCGGUGACAUGGGAGAAGAAUGUAAGCACUGGAAGUUGGAUCUUUACUCAUAGAUUGAGGACUUCAAAUAAGUAUCCUUGGUUGAUGCUAUAUCUACGUUCCGAUGCAUCAAAAGGAUUCAAUGGUGGCUAUCAUUAUGAAGGUCAUGGUGUCAUGAGAAAGGUGCCCGAGUCUCCCCAUUUUAAAGUCCGAUUGACACUAAACAUUAAGCAGGGGGGUGGUUCAAACAGUCAGUUUUAUCUUAUGGAUAUUGGUAGCUGCUGGAAAAACAAUGGUGAACCUUGUGAUGGUGACGUUCUUACUGAUGUAACUAGAUACAGUGAGAUGAUUAUAAACCCAGAUACAACCAGUUGGUGUCGCCCUGAUAACCUCGCUAGUUGUCCACCUUAUCACAUAACCCCCACUGGAAAGAAGAUUUAUAGAAACAAUACUCACACGUUCCCUUAUUCUGCAUACCAUCUCUAUUGUGCUCCAGGAAAUGCAGAAUACCUUGAAAAACCAUAUGAUAUUUGUGACCCAUAUAGUAAUCCUCAAGCACAGGAAUUGGUUCAGAUUUUGCCUCAUUCUGAAUGGGCUGUUCAUGGCUAUCCAGUAAGAAAGGGAGAUGGCUGGGUUGGGGACCCUAGAACUUGGGAGCUUGAUGUUGGGGCCCUUUCCAGUCGAUUAUACUUCUAUCAGGAUCCUGGAACAAAACCUGCGAGGAGGCUGUGGACAUCGCUUAACGUGGGUACUGAAAUUUAUGUGAGUCGUAAGAGUGAGACUGCUCAAUGGUCUACUCGAAGUAGUCAAGUCCAAUUUAUCUGCUUGCUAAACAAGUAAAAGUUCUAGUCAUGGGCUCUAAUCCUCAAGGAUUUCCAUGCAUUUGGGUUGAUGACUUGAUGUGAGCAUAGACAUUCUCAAAUCUCAAGAUCCGAGUCUAGCUCGAUUUAACAAGCCAAGCUAAUAGAGGAAUCCCUAGAGUUCAACUUCAACGCAAGAUCCAUUGAGAAGGCAACCCAUUUGGUGUAGUUGGUCUUUUCAGGGAUAAACUUUCAUAAGGUCUACUAUGGCCUGGUGGGGUUCAGUGACUUUACUCAAGUGAAACCCGUAUCUCAUUUGGCAUACCCUGUUUUCUCUCAGUUUUUCUCAGGGGUUUUUAAUUGUGGAGGAGUGGCUCAAUGUUAUCAGGUGGAUCGAGAGAAGCUGCACAUGCAUGGAGAAUCACAUAUCUUAUAGAUGAGACUUUUGACACCAAUGAUCUAAUGACAAUCUCUUUACCAGGUACUUAGAGAAGCCAAUAGUAAGGCUGGUUCAUAGGGGAGAAUCUCCCAUUCUCUGACCCAUCUUGUAUAUAUGUUUUAUUUGUUGAUUGUAUUUCUUGCAUAACUAGAUGGAAGCCCUGUAAUUUUAUUCUAAAGGAAAGUUCAACUAUCAACUUACAAGCAUC
Amborella trichopoda is the source of this 2374-nucleotide messenger RNA. NCBI's taxonomy places the organism in Eukaryota, Viridiplantae, Streptophyta, Magnoliopsida, Amborellales, Amborellaceae. The record is from RefSeq and is a predicted model, not a curated record.